AUGGACAAUCAACGGGAUGGCAUUAACAGAUCAACUUGCAAUGGAAUUUCUGUUCCUGAAAAGAAAAUAAACACUUUAGUGGCUGAAGGUCAUGGGAUACAAAUUUUAAAAGUACUGCAAAGGUUCAGAGAACAAAAUAUUUUUUUUGACUUUAAAAUACUUGUGAAAGAUGAAAUUAUUCCUUGUCAUCGUUGCGUGCUGGCAGCAUGCAGUGACUUUUUCAGAGCCAUGUUUGAAGUUAACAUGAAAGAAAGAGAUGAUGGGAGCGUUACUAUAAGUAAUUUGUCACCUAAGGCAGUGAAGGCUUUUCUUGAUUAUGCCUAUACAGGAAAAACAGAGAUAACAAAUGAUAAUGUGGAAAUGCUCUUCCAGUUGUCGUCAUUUCUUCAAAUUUCACUCCUUUCCAAAGCUUGCAGUGACUUUCUAGUAAAAACUAUCGAUCUUGUCAAUUGUUUACAAUUGCUUUCCUUGUCAGAAAGUUAUGGGUCUGUUCAUUUGUUUGAUCAUACACUAGAAUUUGCACUGCAUCAUUUUUCCUUGUUGCUCAGAUCAGCUGAUUUCUUGGAGAUGAAUUUUGAGAUAUUACAAAAAUGUCUUGAAGCAGAUGAACUAAAUGUCCCUGAGGAAGAAACUGUGCUGAAAGCUGUCCUUCAGUGGACCAAACAUAACUUAGAAACAAGACAGAAGCAUCUGCCUCAGUUGAUUAAAAAAGUGAGAUUACAUCAUUUAUCUGAAAAGACCCUGCAGGACUUUUUGCACUCUGAAGAACAUUUGUUUAAGAGUGCUAAUUGCUUAGUAAUAAUGAAUGAUGCAAUUAAAAGUGUGCAAAAUUCCAGUGGACUGUUUCCAGAUGCUCGCCCUUCAACAACAGAAAAAUAUAUAUUUGUUCACAAAACGGAAGAAAAUGGAGAAAUUAGGUAUACAUUUUGCUAUAAUAUCAAAACUGAUAAAUGGAAAGAGCUGCCACAUACACACAUGAUUGAUCUGCCAGGCUCAAGUUUAUGUAGUUAUGGAGAAAAGAUAUUUAUAACUGGUGGGUGCAAAGGGAACUGCUGUAAGACUAUUAGACUUCAUAUUGCUGAGCCAUUUCAUGAUGCUACUGACCAGACCUGGUGUUACUGUCCAGUCCAAAAUGAAUUCUCUUUGGUGUCACCUAUGAAAAAAACAAGGACAAUGCACACAUCUGUCAUGACCCUAAAUCAGUUGUUUGUAAUUGGUGGAAAAACCCAAGGAGCACAAGACACAAGAAGUCUUUUGGAUGUAGAGUCUUAUAAUCCUCUCUCCAAAGAAUGGAAAUCUGUAAGCCAGUUACCAAGAGGCAUAUACUAUCCAGAAGCAAGUGCAUGUCAAAAUAUAAUUUAUGUCCUUGGCUCUGAAGUAGAGAUUACUGAUGCCUUUAAUCCAUCCCUUGAUUGUUUCUUUAAGUAUAAUGCUAUGACAGAUCAGUGGUCUGAGCUUGUAGCAGAGUUUGGACAGUUCUUUCAUGCAACAUUAAUCAAAGCUGUUCCCGUGAACAGCACAUUGUACAUAUGUGACCUUUCCACCUACAAGGUUUACAGUUUUUGCCCAGAAACUUGUGUUUGGAAAGGGGAAGGAUCUUUUGAAUGUGCUGGCUUUAAUGCAGGAGCAGUUGGAAUAGAAGACAAAAUUUACAUACUAGGUGGUGACUAUGCUCCAGAUGAAAUUACAGACGAAGUGCAAGUCUACCACAGUAACAGGUCUGAGUGGGAGGAAGUCUCGCCAAUGCCAAGAGCUUUAACUGAGUUUUACUGUCAGGUAAUUCAGUUUAACAAAUGCAGGGACCCAUGGUUCUCUCUUUUGGCAGGGUGCUCUGAAGGAUUUUAAAGGUUCAUAAGGUCAAAAUAGCAUACUUAAGUUUUAACUGUUUAAAAGCUGUUUAAAAACCUGUAAGUUUUAUUUAUUUUAACGUCUUCUGUUUAAAAUGUAUUCAGUAGGAUUGUGUAUAUAUAUAUUUUGUUGUUCAUAACUAAACAUCUUAAUGGGAUGAAUUAAGGUUUUUUUUUAUCCUAGUAGAGGGAGUCUAGACACAGCAUUGUCUCAAUUUUCACUUGCUGCACUGGCUUUAGCAAGGGUAAAUACCAAAGAAGCCUUGAUCUUCACAAAGCAUUCAGUCUGAAUAGUUAACCUGAAGAGAGUAGUCAUUUCUACAGUUUGAUUUUUUUUUAAUCUCUUCCUUGUGGCCUGUUUCACUCGUUUCUUGUGCCUUGGUAGUAGCCACACUUGCUGUUUUAAUUCUGGCCUUGUGGUAAGGUAAUCUCUUGAGACUGACACCUUUCUACAAGGAUUGCUGUAUUGUAUGUGGCUCACAUAGUAACUUCUUGCAGCUGUACGGAUAAUUAUCUCAGUAGUGCUACCAACCACAGCUAUGCCAAAAGAGAAAGUUUAACCUAAGUCUUCCAUCUAUCAAGCAAUGCUACUUACUAAGCCACUGUUAAGGUGAACUGGGAGGCACAAGUUUGUAAUAAAACUGCUUCAGUGAACUAAAUUGGAAGAGUCCAUAUAACAGUGUAUAUAAAAUGCUAAGUAGAGAACAGAAAUAAACAAAUCCUCCAUCUGUAUAAAUCAAAAUGGAUGUUUCUGAAGUCAUUGCAUUUUUUUAAAUUGUAAAUAAAAUUUUAACUAAACUAAAACCGUUCAGGAUAUGCACUUUCACCUUGUACCCAACAAUCCAUCUUGGAUGUAGAUAUCACAUGAUAAUCACUACUCUAAAUAUAUUGCUUGAGAAAAUGUUAUGGUAAGCUAAUAUAAUAAUGGUAAAGUUGCAGUGAAACAUUUCAUUUGGCAAAUUUAGCACUCUGCUUCCAAAGUAGAGUUGUCUUUCACAGAAGAAAAAAGUGCUGGUUAAGCAUAUGCAUCUUCCAGUGCCCCAUCCAGCUGCUUCAGACAAGUACUGAGGUCUGAAUUUGCUUUUAUGUGUAAUGUAUGCUGUAGUGACAAUAUAUUGAAAUAGUAAACUCAUGUUACCUAGGAAAAACAGUACACAUUUGUUUAGAGCAUAUACCAUGUCUAAGCAAUGUAAAUUGAACAAAUAAAUAAAAUUCCAGAGGGAAGAUGUUAUAGAUAACUUUCUUGAUAUGUCAAGACAAUCUGGAUAAUCUUAAACAAACAAAACAGUUCAUGUCACCUCUCUGGGUACAUUUUCCCCAUAAUCAAGCACAGUAUUAAUGUCUGAAGUUCACUUUCUUUUUGUAUCAUAUUUCCUUUUCAAAUACUAUACAAGGUCCAAGUUCCAUGACUGUCCUUGUAUAUUGGCAUCAAAUAAUCUUAUGAGGCUAGCCAAGAUUUACCAUGAAAAUUUUCAUAAAAGUGUAACUGAAAAUUAUGUAAAUAUGAAGACUGUUUUUCAAGUGAAAAAUUCUAGUUUGUAUUAAAGUAUAGAUACAAUUCUUUAAAAGGAUAUAUUUUGUUAUAGGUUUAAGACUCCAGCUAACAUUUGCCUUUUUAUUUCUCCUUUCUCAGAUGAUCUCCAAAUUAUUUAAAAACUACACUUGAUCAGAAAGUACUUUACAGUCCUCCCACUAAAAUGCAAGUACCUCAUUGUUAGAACACACCAGCUUUUUGUUAGUUCAAAACAGCUAUAUAGCACAAAUUAGGAAAAGUGCAUAACAUAGUAUGGAGUGUAUAUGCAUUGUCACAACUUCAGUGUUAGGUUUCAUUACAAAUACAGGACCUGAUUCUCUAUUGUUUUGCCAUUUUGGGGCACAUCCAGAUGAGCAUGCAUGUGUAUUUCUCCAAUGCCAAAUAGCAGGGGCACAUAGUCGUGCCCCUGCUAUGUGUCCGUGGGGAAUGCUCGUGCACAUGCACUCUGUCACGCAGGAAGUUGCCCCGGAUGGGGUAGGAAAAACUAGGGCCAGCACCUGGGCUGGCCCCAUCAGCCUUACCUGUGGUUCUUGGGGCUUCUCAGAGCUCUAGUGGUGGCUAUCCAGCACGCGGAACCUGGCUCUUGCUGGCCAGACUCCAGUUUCAGGUGAUGCAUGCUGCCACCACAUGUGCCAGCCCACUUUUUUGACACUAGGAUCUCCCACUGUCAAACCGCCCCUGCAGCACAGUGAACUCCUGCAUGUACAACGCUUGCAGUUUGCAGCACCUCAUACCACAUGUGCACACUUGUCUGGAUGUGUCCUUGUGGUCUUUGCCUAAUAUAAUGUAAGCGUAGAAUUGAUGUAAAAUAAGAAAAAGAAGAGAAAUGUGUGAUUCUCAGUAUAAUAGGUGUGCAUGACUACACAAGACACACAGAGAGAAAUAGAUCUAUAACUUUUUUUCUUAAUUGGAACCAUUAUGGACAACUUACCAAGCUACAGAGUGAGCUUUGAGUAAGAUAGAAGGGCCAUAAAGACUAAUCCGUACAGCACACUCGCAUAACUUGGAUGUCUAAUUUUAAACACUGAAUGGUUCUUUUUUUUCCUGACACUCAAUAGGUAAAUCUCACCAUAAUUUAUAUCUGGUAAUUCCUCAAAUAUUAAUAAUAAAACAUUACUCUUCAUAUAAAAAUAAAUGUAUUCCUUGCAUGUUUGUCUUAAAGCUGUGCUACAUUUUUCAUUCCUAGUAAAUGACUUAGAAAUGUCUUUAAAUCCAAGGAAACAUUUGUAAACAAUAAGGCUUACCUAAGAUUGAGAAUGAAAUUGAGUGAUUUCUUUCAUUACAUUUUCAAUUCAAGAGGGGAAAUAAUACCUAAAAUAUACAUUAAAAGACAUAUGGCAAUAAUAUGGAGUUUUGCUAAUUUAAAAAUGGAUGAUCAGUUUCUCUGCUUGAUUUAUCUACCUGAAUUUAAUCAGUUACACAACAAGAAAAUUUUGCCCACCAUUUCAGGACAACACUUCAGUUAAACAUUUUAAUUAAUGUUAUGCCUAUUCAAUAAGUGUAUUUUAUUUUUUUCUCUGCUACAGAAAGUAUAUGACCUUAGGUGGUAGUUAAAAUAACCCUAGAUUAAAAAUACCCAAAUGGAAUAAUAGGUGUUCCUCAGGCUAGCCUUUGGAUGCACUGAUAAUAUAUAUAUGAUCCAGUUCCAUACCCAUCACAAUUGUAGUCAUGGAUAUUACAAAUUCUGGCUACAGAUACUAAUAAGUCUGAUGAUUCACACAACCCUGAGUGUGGUGGUGACACUAAUACAGGAACUGACUCUGGGAAGUCUUUCAUGAAUUUCAAAAGUUUUCUUUGAGUACAGACUGUUGUAGUGAUCAAGAGAUAAUAUAGUUGUAUUAGUUAAAGUACUUGGUAAUUUCUGUUGCCUCCAGCGAAGUUGAUAUACAAUGACAUGAUUUUUCUAUUGCUGUGCAGUUCUGUUGUGGAGAAAAAUUUAAUUGGCACGUCUGUCUUCAGAGAGAACAGAACUGGACCCAAAUUUAGGCAUGUUACAUUAAAAAACAGGUGUCAUAAUAUAGUUAAGGUCCCACCCUUUUUCAACUCCUUCUAUGAGUAAUCCUUAAUCAUGCAAGUAAUCUCAGUGAAAUAAACAUAACUGUUGAAAUGAGCAAGGAUUAUUUCCAUGAGUUCUAGUUGCAGGAUUAAAUCAUAACUAGUAAAUAAAUGUAUUACACAAUUACAAUAGUUACAAAUUAAUGCAAAUCAUUUGUUUUAAUUAUUUAGUUUGAUAUUUCUAAACUAAAGCACAUUAUUAUUUUUUAAAAGUCAAAAAAUGUAAAUUUAAGUAUUGUACAUCUUUUUGCUGGAUUAUUCUGAUAUUUAUUUGAAAAAUUACUUGCAUGUAAAUGUAUAUAGUCUUUUUGCACUUAUAUAAUGUAACCAAAACAAGAAAUGUUAAAUAUUCACAUACAUUAUGUAAAAAAUAAAAAAUUACAGCAUGAUGAGUAUAAUAUACAUUAAAGUGAUGUCAUGUAAGUGAUUUCUUUAAUACCCAGUUAUUAUUUUAUUGGAUUAUCUUAAAAUUGAAAGAAUGCUACCCCAGUUUUAAGGCAUUUUGGUAACGUAUAACCAAUUUUAAGUUUUGGUAGUUAUCACAAAUGCCAAUAUUAAAAUAUUUUAUGUUGAACCAUUAUGUUUGCAGACUUAGCACAUUUUGUUUUGUAUUUAUUUAAUCAUGUAUUUAUUUUCUGCUUAUAAAUAAAUGUUAGUAACCAGUUAAGCAGGGAUGGGCAAAAUGCAGCCCAUAGGCCAGAUAUGGCCUGUCAGGCCACUCUAUCUGGCCUGUGGGGCCCCUAAAAUAUUUAGAAAAUUAAUAUUUAUCUGCCCCUGGCUGCCUGUCAUGUGGUCCUCAAUGGCUUGCCAAAACUCAGUAAGCAGCCCUCCGCCUGAAAUAUUUGCCUGCCUGAGAGUUAACAGCGGGUUAAUGGUUAGUUGUGUUUGCAGGGGUGCAUCUGCAUUUGCAAUUAGUGCGCAGCACAUUGAGCCAGGUCAGAGCAGGGGAAUCCAGGGGUCAGCCUGCCAGCCCCCUGGCUCAGCGUGCUGCAGAGGGGCUGGCUGGGGCACAAGGGUACAUAAGUGGGGGCCUAGCUGGAAGGCAGCCUCUGCACUGAAGUACCUUCAUGCCCCAGUCAGUCCAGGCAGCAUCUCCAUGUGUACUGCUGCAGGGUGAAAAAACUCCACAGCAGGAUAGUACUUGUAUUUAAAAGUACUAUCCUGCUGUACAGUUAAUUAAUCUACUACGGCCUAAUAGGGGCAUGCAUGUAGAUGUGUGACGCUUAUUGAUCAGCUAAUUAAUCAACUGCACAGUAAAUGUGUAGACACGCCCAAGAUGGGGUUGAUUUAGUGACUCAAAUUUAUGCCUGGUGUGACUCCAUGAGGAAACCUUUACAAAUUGCUCUGAUAAAUAUUGUUGCAUUAUACAGAAAUGGAGACUUGCACAGGAAAGAUGUGUGGCCUAAAUUAUUCAAAGGUGCUUUAAAUAUUGGCUGUCUUGAGAGCUUCAUGAUUUAUUUUUAUUAAAAUCAGUGGAGUUACAGCAGGUGAAAAUUUGGUACAUGUUUCUAUUUGAACAUUUUUCUCACACUGCAUUUUUCCCAAUAUCUGAUAAGAAGUAUAGAUCGGUAACAUUAAUAUGCCAUAGUUUUAUAUAAUGUUGGUGCUCCAAAGUCAAAAAAUAUUACCAAUGAUAUUGCAUUUGCUGAAAUGUUCAUUUUGUGAAAUAAAAUCUGAACAUUUUUAUCUGUA
This is a messenger RNA of Alligator mississippiensis (American alligator), 7128 nucleotides long. RefSeq names its product kelch repeat and BTB domain containing 3 (gene KBTBD3). Bases 1 to 1845 code for a protein of 614 amino acids. The record is from RefSeq and is a predicted model, not a curated record. Gene Ontology annotation, molecular function: protein binding. The transcript is spliced from 2 exons. Lineage: Eukaryota; Metazoa; Chordata; Crocodylia; Alligatoridae.